AGCGUAGUCCGAGCCGGGCCGGGUUGGGCGGCCGCAGCUCGGGACCGCUGCAGGAGCUACCGCCGGGAACAUGGCGGGGCUGGGCAGCGGCGAGCGCUGGGCCGAAGCACUGCUGGAUGCGCACCGGCGGAGAGCGCGCGGCGCGGACGGGAGCGGCGGCGGCUCCGGCUCGUGCGGUUGCAGCUGCGCGGCCGCGAGGCAGGAGCGGGGCCCGGCGCGAGCGGCGGAGCCCGGCGCCGCCUACACGGAGGAGCAGGUGUGCGGCGUGCAGAGAAUAAAGAAGUGUAGGAAUUAUUAUGAAAUUUUGGGAGUUGAGAGGGAUGCAAGUGAGGAAGAUUUGAAGAAAGCUUACCGAAAACUGGCCCUUAAAUUUCACCCUGAUAAGAACCGAGCUCCAGGAGCAACUGAAGCUUUUAAAGCAAUAGGUAAUGCUUUUGCAGUACUGAGCAACCCUGAAAAGCGACUACGGUAUGAUCAGUUUGGAAAUGAUGAAGAGACUUUCAGCACUGCCCAUGCCAAGCACUAUAAUUAUUACAGGGAAUUUGAAGCAGAUAUCACACCUGAAGAAAUAUUCAACAUGUUUUUUGGUGGGCACUUCCCUACAGGAAAUAUUCAUAUGUUUUCAAAUGUAACAACAGAUGCCCACUAUUAUCCACGGCGGCAUCGGACUGAGAAGGCAUGGACACAGGAGCAAGAGGAGGAAGAAAACAGGCCUCAGAAUACAUACUCAGCAUUUAUUCAAUUGAUGCCAGUCUUCAUAAUCAUAGUUGUAUCAGUUAUAACACAGCUGAUGGCCACUAACCCACCCUUCAGCUUGUUCUACAAAUCAUCCAUAGGUCAUGUUGUUGGUAGAGAAACACAGAACUUGCAAGUGCCUUACUACGUUGAUAAAAACUUUGAAAAGAACUAUCAAGGAACAGAACUUCAAGAGCUAGAGAAAACCAUUGAAAAAGAUUAUAUAGAUUAUAUCCAGACCAGCUGCUGGAAGGAGAAACAACAGAAAUCUGACUUGUCAAAUUUGGCCAAAUUAUACAGAGAUGAGCGAUUAAAACAGAAAGCGGAGUCUUUAAAACUCGAGCACUGUGAAAAGCUCUCCAAUCUUAUUGGAAUACACAAAGGGGGCUGAUCAGAGCAUACCAAUCCUGCAUUAUUUAAUGCUGUUUUUAAAUUAUGUUGUAUUUUCCUUUGUAUAAAAAGUGGGGGGAGGAAGGGGAAAAGCCUAUUAUAGAGAAUUUUAAUUGUGAUAUACUUUAUAAAGUGCAAGGGUGAGCCAGCAGGAGCUACAGAGCAAGUAUUUGUUUUAAUGUACUGUAUAGUCUGUUUUGGUUCCAAGGACCAAUGGUAUUCAGUGUAAAUUUACUCCCUAGCAGACGCAGUUUAGUUUGGAACCUGCUUUUAUUUGGUAUAGUUUGUCUGCCAUCCAAGCAGCAGAUGCUUCCCAGGAAAAUAGAUUUAAUUCUGUAAAUCAUGUGGACAUAAAGCAAUUUAGUUUUCAACAUGUAAUAUGCUGGUGUUACCAUGCUGAGCUGAACUUGGUGUCCUUGCCUCCAGAAUGGUUUGCAACAAAAAAUAUCUUGAAAAAGGGUCUGUUGUUUGUUCUGGUCUAGUAAGAAUGCCUGCUUUAGGUAAGCACUUGAAUGUGUGCUUGGGUCUCACUAAAGUUGGUGGAAUUUAACCAUUGCAGUAGGAACUUGGAAAUUUUCUUGCUGUAAAACAGGGCUCUCCAAUUGAUAGCCUACAGGCUGCAUGCAGUCCACAAGGGAUUAAUGUGCAGCCCCUAGGCUCUCACUCUGCCCUCUCUUGAUAAAUAAUAACCAGUCUCCAGGUUCCCCCAUUCCUUCCUGGCUGGCACUUCCUUCCUUCGCCCCAUGAGCUAGAGCAGUGCUGUACAGCAUGAGAAGUUGAGGAUGAGUCUGGGACCAUGUGGUGGGGGGAAUGGAGAUCGGAGCCAUGUGCUGAAGUGUGGAAUUUCACCUGCAUCAUGCAGUGGUGCAUGGGCAUGUGGGCCAGCAGGAAGGGGGGGGGGGGGGGGAUGUUUGCAUGAGUGUGCAGUGCAGCGAUGGGUGAAGGUGAGCAUCUGUGCAGUGCACUUGGUGUGGCCUCUGCAUCAUGCGGCCCCCAGGGCAUGUGGCCCCAGCACCUUAGAAGUUGGACAGCCCUACUAUAGAAUAUUAUAGUUGUUUGCAUGGGAUGUGUUAGAACCCCUGCUCACCAACAUAUCCUGUUUAAACUGACCUAUUUAUUCUUUUCCUUCCACCUGGAACAUUUGAAUGUAGUGAUUGCAUUGUGAAAGUCCUUUGUGUUUCACCUAUUCUUUAGGAUACCUUUUAGAAUGCCAGUGGAUCUAAUUUAGAAAAGUUGUGACUUGUUGUACAAAACAUAAGAGAAACUUCCCUGUGUCUAACUGAGAACCAGCUGAGAGUUUGAGGUUACUCAAAAACCUACAAGGUGAGAGUUCGAGAGUUAGAUUUAUAGGAAGAAAGAAAUCUUAGAUGUAUUCUUAUUUCUGCCCAGCCAUCAGAGAGAGAAAGGGAAGCCAGAUCAUUUUCUUCUGUGUCCUAUUCAGUGGCUCUUUGUUUUACGUUGGACCUUUAUCUGCAAACUAUCUCAUUCUCCCUGCACCACUAUGGAUUCUACUUUUCAGUGCAAUUAUUUCAUGUAUUUUUGCUUUGUUGAAUGGUCCUGAAUGUUUCAUUUAUGAUAGGACUUUUUUCUUUGUAGCAAUAAUUUUUUAUUCUUCAUUAAUUCUCCAUCCUCCUCUACUAUCUGUUGGGUAAAGGAUGAGACAUUCUCAUAAGCAGCAAAGAACAAAAUAUUACACAUGCCUGGCAGUGUGGUGUAAGCUGAGGAGGGAGGACGUAGCCAGCAUCCUUGUCUGCAAAAUAUCAGUUUUCAGUUGACUUUUGGCCACCCAUAACUAGGAACCUACCUAAAUUGUGGUGAGACAGAGGGUUUUUCCCAGCCUGCUCACAGUGCACAGAGCCUAUUUCGUGGGUAUUUUGCAGCAGCCCUGCCCCUUGGUGCUGAUUGGUGGAGAGGGCCCAGCAAGAGAUGAGAGGGCAGCUGCCAUCUUGAUUGCUGGCUGCUUUUCAUGCCUCCCUGUGCCUCGGCACUGAUUGGCAGAGAGGCCCCAGCAAGGGGAGGAGGGACGAGGGUGCAGUCGCCAUCUUGUCUGCUGCCCGUUGUGCUGCCCCACCAGCCGGUGCCUUCCUCCUGGCACUGAGGUUUUUAUUUUUAUUACGGGUUUGUUUUGUUGUUGAGGAUUUUGUGGACAAUCCCGGAUUUUGCAAUUUCUGCAGAACCGCAAAAUAAAUAAGUAGGUCCCUACCCAUAAUCAGUGGAGCUGUUACCAGUUCAUCUAUACUCCAAGUUCCUACCUGUUGUAUUUAGUUUUUCAUUUCACUUGGCAGCAGGGAGAGUAAAAAUUAAUUACACUUUUAUUGGUAUUUUUGUUAUAGACCGUUACAUUAAAAUAUGUUGACUAGACUAUCCUAGAGAAUUAAAUCUUUUGUCUUUCCACAGAAUGCAUGGAUCAAAGGCAGUGGUAGUACAGGCUUCUCUCUGCUAAUGUGCUGAGCCCUGUUUUAGCUGCAGUACCAUGUGGUGUAUUGAUAUCUGUCCAUAAAUAGCUACGCUGAUACUCUGUCCAGACCUAAAACUCAUAGGUGAUGCAGGUAGCUAAAGUUUGCUUUCCUUAAAAAUCUGGAAAUAGUGUACAAAGCAUUACAUAAAAAUAAUGUUAGGGUUGCAAAGUGAUGCAUUAAAAAUAUGGAAAUGGCAGAAUUAAGAUUGCUUGUGCAACCAUAAUUUAGUGCCCUCCCCUCUGUGUGUGUACACAUACAUAUGAACAUUUUAAUGCAGUCUUUAAGUAUGUAAUCAUAUACCAUUUUCCACACAAGAUCCCUGUCUCUUUAGAGCUCAAGAUAAAUGGUGCUGAGGAACUGUGAAUCAGGAUUGUGUAUCUGAUGAGACAGUUAUUUGUAAUACCCCUGAUUAAGAGAAAUUGGAAGGCUUGCUAUAAGGCACGGGAUUGCAGAAUGAGAGAGAAACAGUUGUCUUAUGGCUUAGAUCAGUGCUUCUCAAAGUGGUGGUCCGCGGACCGGCCACCAGUCGCCGGUCCGCAGCAAGUUGCCAGGAAAGAAAGAAAUAUAUUUUCAGAAGCAUAACAUUGAUAUGUCAUAGCGCCACAGUUCGUAUGUUCCAACACUCCAGGUGACAUCACGUCAUGCGAGGUGAGGAAAGAGAAAGAAACAGCUGGUCGCGCAUUUGCGUAGCGCUGUUACACGCAAUUGCUGCCACUGGCUGAACCAGGCACUGGUCCCUGGCCCACUGGAAAAAAAUUGCAGGUCCGCCACAUCAGAUAGUUUGAGAAGCACUGGUUUAAACUAGUGGUGCUCUGCCUUUUUCCCCAGCGGGCCAGAUAGGCAGUGCCCAGUCCAUCUCUGGGCCAGACCCUGCUAGAUGUCCCAGUCUGACUCUCAGGGAGGGUAUAACAGGCACCAUCCAGCUACACAUAGGUGGACAGGCAGCCUGGCUUCACAGGGGGAAGGGGACAUGGCUUGGCCCCAACCUGGCCCUAUGUGGGGGAUGGCCCAGUCCCACCCUGGCCUGGCCCUGAUCCAGCCACAGAAGGGGGAGGGGGCGUGGCCCAUCAAUGCAGGGCUUGGUGUUUGGGAAUUGGGGAGGGGACCAUAUUAAUGACCACUGCUCCUCUGCUGUCAGAUUUCCCAACCCAUGGGAGCCCUACAGGCCAGAUGUACUAGCUCUGGGCCAGAGGUUAAGCACCCCUUGUUUAGACAUUUGAAUGCUCCCCAGACAAUUAGAAACCUCUGUCACAGAGUUCCUUGUGUGCUGCUGGGAUAGUCAGUUAAACCAAAUGAAUCUCAGGUGACUACUCAUGUUUGUUCCUCAUUUUACAGGUGUCCAUUUGAAACCCCUACACUCUGAUCUGCAGAAAUGCUGUAUACCUGCAGUUAUAGCUAAGAACAUACAAAGAGUGAUAAUAUACUAUUUACUCUGAAAAAUCUUGUCCUAGGCAUCUCAGAUUGGGUAUCCAGUAUUUGUUAUGGAUCAGCUUCCCGUCUGUGAAAUAAUAGUAAUGACACUCACAGUAGUGAUGUGAAGAUAAAUUCAGCAAUAUCUCUGUGGGAUUUGGGUGCUACACUGAAAAGGGCCAUAGAAAAGAAAAACUCGUGAAUGAAGAAAUUUAUUCUGUAUUCAGAGUAUGGGUAACAUGCAAUUAAAAAGACCUAAGGUUGCACUGAACAGUGCAGAGAGAACAAAAUAUUGAAUUGCUGCCUAUUGAAUGCCCUCUGUCCUGUAUUCUGAAUGAUGCAGGGGUCCUGUAAGGAAAAAUUGUAAGCUAUUGAAUGAGUAAAGGUUGUAUGCUGACACAUGCACAAGAGCGUAACUAUUAAAAAAAAUUAAAGUGGUGUGGGAAGUAGGGAAGUUAAACAUAUAAAAUGAGAUAUAAUUUGGAUGCUCAUAGAAUAUUUUGCACUUAGUGUAUUGUACCUUUCAUCCAAAGAUCUCAAUGAUUUACAGAGGUAGGAAACUACCUGCAAGAAGCACAUUAAUGUUAGGGUAAUAUUAGGCAGGUUUGCUGGGCCUAAGGGAGAGGUCAUGAUUAUGUGGAAAACAAGACCAAAAAAUAAAUAUGGUUUACAAAGCAGUAAGAUUUUCCUUAUUCAUUAUAAUAAUGAAUGAUAUAAUAUCAUAAAAUUAAUCCUUAUAAAAUACUUUAGCACCAGUGAUAUAGUUUGAGAAUUAAAGACAAGUGGCUAUACAAAAAAAGAAAGCUAAUACUAAUGUUUUGCCAUUUUUUUCUUGUAAAGCAUUGACAUCCCAUGUACUGAAAAAUAGACAAAGGAGAUCAUAUCUAGUCUUCUUUCCAUGCUAACAGUGAUAACUGUCAUAAUGAAUUGCUCUUUUGAACCAGGAACUAUUAUCCAAGGAGGUAUUCUGUUUGAUCUAGGUUUCUGAUUUUUUUAUUUUUAUUUUUUUCAAACUACAGUAUUUAAGGUUACAUGUGCAAAGAUAUUUAUUAUUUUUAGGUGGGCUUUGUAAGGUGCUCAUACUGUUUCCUUGAGAACUCCAACAGAUUUACAUAUAAGGUUAUAUUUUAGAAAUUAAGGAUUUGACGUUUUAAUCUGUCCAUACGGAUGGAAAGAUUGAAUAUGAAAAGAGAUAUGGUUGUGCAGUCAUGUGAUUUAUCAUGUAAAACUGGUAUGUAUUGACUCCAAAAAAAAUUGUGAUGAAAAAUUAAAUAUGGUCCCACGGUGGCACUGAACAAGAGGCAACCUUACGAGUUUCUUCUGAAGGUGAAAUGCUGUCUUGGCUUCUUAAGCAGCGUAGUGUGUUAGGAGUGGGAGUGCUCCUUGAAAAGCCUUAUCUUCAAGCAGAGGAAGCAGCUUUUGAAGGUUAUCCCUGGAGAUUCUAGAUUACCAUUUCAGACCAAGCCACUGGGUUGUCUUCCUAUCAAUGAGCCACUUUAAAUUUCUAAUCUCUCCUCCUCUUGCCAAUUCCCAAACAAGCUAAGGUACACAUUUUGUUCUUGGAUGUACUUGCACAAAGACUGUGAAGCUAGGGGCGUUGCUUUCACAUAUUUGAAGAGAGAAACUGACCCCAUACUUCAGACCUAUGGUUUUAUCGCAAUGCUCUUUGAUGCACUGAACUUUAGCAGGGGCAGCCCAAGGUAACCAGAUCAUCAAUAUGAAAGUUUUGCAUCUUGCUAUGUUGCAAGUUGAAGUAAUAGUAGAACAUACAGACUCAUAGCCUAGGUUAAUUAUGUGUUUUCUUGAAUAUUUGUCAAACUAAACAUGCACAAUUUGUUGAUGAAUAUAGCUGGUAGUGUAAACUAAAGGCUUGAGUUUCUCUGUGUAAAACAGAUAUACAUUCUUUCUUACUUUUGCAUGUAUGACGCAUCAAAAGAUGCAUCUCUCUUAUUUUGUUGCUUUCACAAAAAGUACAACUUUAAUAUAUUCAUAUUUAUUUAUUUAACUUGUUUCAACAAGAGACAAUUUAAAGUAUUUAUUUUCUGAGACUGUAUCUAUCCUUAGUGAAUCCAAGUAGGCUAUAGAUAUAGCAAUGUGUUGAACCUCAAUUGUACAGUUCUGAUUUACAUAUUGUAUAUUUGUCUAUAUUUCCUCUAAGUAUUGUUACAUAAGAUUAGAAAAGUAAGUUCUUCUGUCCUUAUUAAAAUAAGAAUUCUGGAAAAAAGCUGUUGUCUUGAUCAGUGGGUCAGAAUUAAAUUCCAUUCUUGAGGACUUAAUUUGUUUCAUUUUUGUGUUUUUAAAUAGAAAAUAAAGGCUUUUUUAUUAAAAACAA
This is a messenger RNA of Alligator mississippiensis (American alligator), 7326 nucleotides long. RefSeq names its product DnaJ heat shock protein family (Hsp40) member C18 (gene DNAJC18). The transcript is spliced from 8 exons. NCBI's taxonomy places the organism in Eukaryota, Metazoa, Chordata, Crocodylia, Alligatoridae. Gene Ontology annotation, cellular component: endoplasmic reticulum membrane. Gene Ontology annotation, molecular function: Hsp70 protein binding. The record is from RefSeq and is a predicted model, not a curated record. Bases 71 to 1126 code for a protein of 351 amino acids. Gene Ontology annotation, biological process: cellular response to misfolded protein.